UUUGAAGAUUAGGUAGAAAGCGAAAGUAUCUGUAGCUUCGGAUGCUUCAGCUAUGGCGGCCGAGAAUCCUUCAAACGGUGUAGACGUCGACACGAGUCUCGCUUCCCAUUCAAACGAUAACCCCAAAGCCAAUGUUUUGACCAAUCAUGACUCUUCCAUGGCGUUGACAAUCCCUUCCACCGCCGUUUGUCUCGGCCGUUUCGCCGGAGAUGCAGCAGGCGGCGCCGUCAUGGGGUCUAUAUUCGGCUAUGGUUCUGGAUUGUUUAAGAAGAAAGGAUUUAAGGGAUCAUUUGCGGAUGCCGGUCAGUCUGCAAAGAAUUUUGCGAUUUUAUCUGGAGUGCACAGUUUGGUUGUUUGCCUUCUGAAGAAACUGCGAGGGAAAGAUGAUGCCAUUAACGUUGGAAUUGCUGGAUGCUGCACUGGCCUUGCUCUUAGUUACCCCGGUGCACCACAAGCAAUGCUACAAAGCUGUGUCACUUUUGGUGCCUUUUCUUUCAUCCUCGAAGGACUCAACAAAAGGCAAACAGCUUUGGCUCACUCUGUCUCCUUGAGACAUGAUCCAACCAGAAGUCUCAAAAAUGAUUUACCACUCUCCUUGGCUCUCCCAAUCCAUGAAGAGAUCAAAGGAGCUUUCUCAUCCUUCUGCAAAUCUUUAACAAAACCCAAGAAGCUCGCGUUCCCUAGCUCACGUUGAUCGAAGUUUUUUUUAUCCUACUACUUCCUUUUGUAGAUGUUAAAAGAACAGAUGUAAACAAGAAUCAUGUUUCAAAACAUUUCCAUUCUAUGUGCUCCAAUAUCUUAAAAGUUGCCUU
Molecule: messenger RNA, 812 nt
Organism: Brassica oleracea var. oleracea
Lineage: Eukaryota; Viridiplantae; Streptophyta; Magnoliopsida; Brassicales; Brassicaceae
Product: mitochondrial import inner membrane translocase subunit TIM22-3-like
Exons: 5
Coding region: 53-694 (213 amino acids)
Biological process (GO): protein insertion into mitochondrial inner membrane; protein targeting to chloroplast
Cellular component (GO): chloroplast envelope; TIM22 mitochondrial import inner membrane insertion complex
Molecular function (GO): transmembrane protein transporter activity
Source: RefSeq, a predicted model, not a curated record